CGCCGACCGCGACCGCGAACGCGCCACGUCCCGGGAUCCUCUCCACACGCUUCUCCGGCGAAACGCUUCGCAGAAACGCGCGCGGUGCAGCCUCCGCGCGGCGGGACGUGCGGACAUCGAGAGUUUUUCGCUCCCCUCGGUGGUGCCCCGAGUGUGCCCUGCAGCAGGUGCAGCCUCUCGUGCGGCCUGAAACGAUCACGCGACACGCAGAACUUGGUCGACACCCCCGACACGCGGGAAAUGUUUUUGGUGUUGUAAUCGUGUCGACACGCGCGCGGCCGAGGCUGAAAGUCCGCUCGAUGCUGGAGAAGACAUAUUGGGACCAGUCGUCGUCGCCGUCGCAAGUAAGACUCGAUGCGCCACGAGCAAGUCCCGCAUUGUCGUCGGAGGGAUUCACCGACGGGUGCCUGCAAUUAUCCCACGCGUUAGCGCGACCCGUUAAUUAAGCCGCUCGAAUCAGCAGCGGAGGGCCGCUGCUAAUUAACGCCGACGUCACUCUCGCCUGUUACCCCGCUUCUCCUCCCCCCCUUCUCAAUCGUGGGGGAUCACCUCGAUCAGCGACCGACGCGGAUUUAACGAGAGGCCAUUUGGCGCAUCGGUGACGGCCACCUUCCCUUUCUUGCGCCCUGUCCGUCCUCUCUUCUCGUCGAAGAUGGUGCGCGUCGCCCGAUGAAGGUGGGACCGCGCGACGAGGCGUCGCGGCGCCGUGACAAUGCGGAAAUAUGAGACUCUCCGCGCCGACCGGAUCUCACCGUCGUCGUCUUCGUCGGCAGUGCGCUCGCACCGAUGCGACUUGCAACGGUCGCCGACGCGUACGUCCGACGUCCAUUGAGGAAAAAUGGGUGCCAAUCAAUCGACCCGGAGCGCGCCCACCCCCGGAGAAGAAGUGAAUUUCGAUCAUUUUCAAAUCCUACGCGCCAUUGGGAAAGGCAGCUUCGGCAAGGUCUGCAUCGUGCAAAAACGUGACAGUAUGGACAUGUACGCCAUGAAGUACGUACAUAAAAACGAAUGCGCGGAACGAGGCGCCCUGAAGAACGUGGCGAGGGAGGUGGAGAUCCUGUCAAAGUUGGAGCAUCCUUGCUUGGUGAAUUUAUGGUUCAGCUUCCAAGACGAGGAGGACCUCUUCAUGGUGUCGGAUCUCCUUUUGGGUGGCGAUCUGAGAUACCACAUCCAGCAGGACGUUGUGUUCAGCGAGAAGAGCGUCGUGCUGUUCGUGGCCGAGAUCGCGUUGGCGCUCGAUUAUCUGCAGACCCACAGGAUCAUCCAUCGGGAUAUCAAGCCGGACAAUAUACUGCUGGACGAGGAGGGCCACGCCCAUGUGACAGACUUCAACAUCGCGACCGUACUCGAAGACGGGCAGUUGGCGACUUCGAUGUCUGGAACGAAACCGUACAUAGCCCCGGAGAUUUACAUGUGCUCGUGCGAGGAAUACGGUGUCCCCGGCUACGGAUUCGCCGUCGACUGGUGGAGCCUGGGAAUCCUCGCCUGGGAGACCCUAGCCAUGGAGAGGCCGUAUCCACUUCACUCCACAACGUCCAACAGGGAGGCUCUGAGGAUCUUGAAGGAGGAAAGGUCGACAUUCACGCAUUGGAGCCCGUCGAUACGCGAUCUCCUGGACCGCCUGCUAACUCUCGCGCCGAGCGCCCGAGUGUCGUGCUUGAAAGAACUGAAACAGGCGAGCGCGAUGAAGGUUCUGGACUUCGACAAGGUGCUGAACAAGCAGAUAAAGCCCAGCUUCACCCCGUCGAAGGAUCACCUGAAUUGCGAUCCCACCUUCGAGCUCGAGGAAAUGAUAAUCGAGACGAAACCCCUGCACAAGAAGAAGAAACGCCUGGCUAAACAGAGGUCGCUCAGGGUCGAACACUCGGCGGAGGACGCCAGUGGGUUCGUCGAGGGGGCUGGAUCGAGCGUAGACACGCGGAGAUUAGCUUACAUCCCGGAAUACCGGGUGUACAAUCGCGAGCGUGAGAUCGAGAGACAGGAGAGGGAGAAGAAAGAGAAACAAUGGGAGGAGGAACUGAACACUGCCAUGAAGGGUGCCGAAGAAAGACUCAAAACAAAGCAGCAACAUCUGCCGGCCCAGCGAACCGGAAACCGACUGAGCGUCUCGACGACGAACGUCAAAGCGCGCAUAAGCGCGUCGCCGAGGCAAGGUCGCCGUGCGAGCGCCGCGACGUCCUCGGACAUCGACUUCAUCGACGCGAGUCCGGAGCCUAGCACAUCUUAGAUAACACCUUGAGCGCGAUAUAUUCGACGUAGCCUAUAUCUGCGACCUGUAGACCACCUUCAAUCCUAUAGUCGCAAAUGCGCACCGAAUCCCGACGGAUCCUAUCGCACUUAUCGUAAGAGGAAGUGUCCCUUUCAAUUAUAUUUCCCACGUUAAAAUUUAAGAUAAGAAAAGGAAUUUAAGUAAGAGGAAGAAUUCCAUUGUAGAUGAAGUUUUUAUACUCUUCUUGAAAAGAUGACGACAUAUAUAUAUAU
Wasmannia auropunctata (little fire ant) is the source of this 2481-nucleotide messenger RNA. RefSeq names its product serine/threonine-protein kinase 32B. Gene Ontology annotation, biological process: G protein-coupled receptor signaling pathway; regulation of signal transduction; protein phosphorylation. The transcript is spliced from 10 exons. The record is from RefSeq and is a predicted model, not a curated record. Bases 839 to 2227 code for a protein of 462 amino acids. Lineage: Eukaryota; Metazoa; Arthropoda; Insecta; Hymenoptera; Formicidae. Gene Ontology annotation, molecular function: ATP binding; G protein-coupled receptor binding; G protein-coupled receptor kinase activity.